Labrus mixtus (cuckoo wrasse) is the source of this 862-nucleotide messenger RNA. It is a transcript of the gene mrps16, whose product is annotated as mitochondrial ribosomal protein S16. Gene Ontology annotation, molecular function: structural constituent of ribosome. Gene Ontology annotation, cellular component: mitochondrial small ribosomal subunit; ribosome. The transcript is spliced from 4 exons. The record is from RefSeq and is a predicted model, not a curated record. Lineage: Eukaryota; Metazoa; Chordata; Actinopteri; Labriformes; Labridae. Gene Ontology annotation, biological process: mitochondrial translation. The coding region runs from base 179 to 595 and encodes 138 amino acids.
CAUCCGGUGUAAACAUGGCAGCGCACAGACAAAUGUCACAUUACUUCUGUUGCUGAAAAGGGGAUUUUUCUUUAUCCUGUUCCACAUCGUCCGUAGAGGGAAUUAAAAAAGAAGCUAAACCUGGGAAGAUUUUGCUUCGCUUCAAUCAAUAUUCUUGGAGGGUAAUCCAGCCAACACCAUGGUUCAUUUAUCCUCUUUUUUGCUAAAGAAGUACCAUGGGGGUUACGUCGUCAUCCGAUUGGCUCUCGCUGGCCACAAGCAAGCUAACAGGCCAUUUUAUCGUAUUGUGGCAGCUUACAACAAAAGAGCAAGAGACAGUAAAUAUAUAGAGCAGCUGGGUACCUAUGACCCCCUCCCAAACAUCUACAACGAGAAACUUGUCAGCUUCAACUUCGACCGCAUCAAGUACUGGAUCGGCUGUGGUGCUCACCCUACACAGUCAGCGGCCAAACUCCUAGGGUUGGCAGGAUUCUUUCCCCUGCACCCCAUGACGAUAACAGUGGCAGAGCGUCAGAGAGCACAAACAUUACAGGCAGAAACAUCAACAGCAGAAGAGGACAUGCGCGAGCAGUCACAGAAGGAGGCUGAUGUGUGAGAAUGAAUCUUCAGGACUGUGUGACUGUCCAGCAGCAAGACGACGUCAGUCAUUUGGAAAGGAAACUGUCGGGUGGACUGGUCGUAGUGGCGUCUGAUAUCAGAUGCCAACAGAAGUUUUGGUUGCUGUCGCAGCAGCUAUGAUCGCUUCAUGAAAGAAAUUGUUGCUCAAAUUCAGUAACUGCAGUUUUCCUGAGAGUGAUGUGUCAUUACAGCCAACUGUUUGUGUGCUCUGUUCAUUUGAGUUGAAUAAAGUAUUAUAUGUCAA